AUGUCUACUGACCUUUGGCUACCGGGCGACAGUGUAGCCGUCGCAGAGUUGCAAAGUGGUGACAUCUACAGGCCGGAGUUUCUCGAUUUCGUCAAGUCUACCAUCGCGGCGCUUGACGGGGACUUGGCCAAUUUGAGUCAAGAUAUUCACUCACUCCCGGAGACACGCUUCGAAGAAUUUCACGCUCACGAUGUUUUGACGGCGUACCUAGAGAAGCAAGGUUUCGAAGUCACUCGGAAAUAUCUUCUUGAGACUGCCUGGGUAGCCAAGUACUCUCAUGGGUCCGGUGGCCGCACCCUUGGGGUGAACUCGGAAAUGGACGCUCUCCCAGGAAUCGGCCACGCCUGCGGACACAAUUUAAUUGCCAUCGCAGGUGUCGCUGUGGCAUGUGCGGUGAAGGCGGCGCUCGUCAAGUUCGACAUAGCCGGAACUGUCGUUCUUCUGGGAACACCAGGUGAGGAAGGUGGUGCAGGUAAAGCUAUCCUGCUCGAGCGCGGCGCAUAUCAAGGGUUGGAUGCCUGCUUGAUGUGCCAUCCUGCCCCAGGACCUCCGUUCUCCGCGAGUUUGAGUAGCUGCCUUGCUCGACAGCGUGUUGAUGUUGAAUUCGUUGGCCACACUGCCCAUGCCGCUUUGUCGCCCUGGGAGGGCCAGAACGCCCUCGACGCAGCGGUGCUCGCGUACACGAACAUAUCAAUGCUUAGGCAGCAGCUCAAGCCAACCCAUCGUGUGCAUGGCAUCUUUGAAGGGAAAGAUUGGACGCCAAAUAUCAUCCCGGACUAUGCAAAGAUGAUAUGGUACGUGCGCGCACCUACUCGACCGGAAGUCGAUGUCGCUGUGGAACGCAUCAAGAAAUGCUUCGAAGGAGCAGCUCUCGCUACGGGAUGUCGUGCUCAGAUCGAGAUGGGCAACGGCACCUUCGAAUUGAGGCAGAACAAGGCUCUCAGUGAUGAGUUUGCAGAAGUAUUCACGAAGACUGCUGGGCCCAUCGACUUCGUGUACGGGAUCUCCCAGGCCUCAACGGACUUCGGGAAUGUUACAUAUGCUUUACCCGCCAUUCACCCUUCCUUCGCGAUCCCGACGAGCGGAGGGAAUCACACCAAGGCGUUCACCGACGCCGCGGCGACGAAGGAGUCCCACAAAGCCUGUCUUAACAUCUCUGAGGUGCUCGCUGCAGUCGGCCUACGCCUGUUAACGGACGACGGUUUCUUCAAUAAGGUACACUUCUAA
Molecule: messenger RNA, 1227 nt
Organism: Trametes versicolor FP-101664 SS1
Lineage: Eukaryota; Fungi; Basidiomycota; Agaricomycetes; Polyporales; Polyporaceae
Exons: 13
Coding region: 1-1227 (408 amino acids)
Molecular function (GO): dipeptidase activity
Source: RefSeq, a predicted model, not a curated record